ACUCUCCCCACUUCUUUCGCUCUCUCUCUUUCUCACGACCACCCAUAACUCCAUCUUCUUUUCAUCAAUCAAUCAAGAAAAACCGGCAAAGAUCUCAUCUUUUCUCAAAAAUCAAAGCAUAUCAAGCAAUGGGUGGCACUUCCAAGUGGAUAGGAUCUCUAAUUGGUCUCAAAAAACCAGAAAAAUACCACAAUGUGAAGAUGGGCCGCACUGGGGAGUGGAAAAGAUGGAAGCUUUGGAGGAGUUCUUCACCAACUUCCGACACAGCCUCCGACGCUACAUCAGUGACCACCGUCGCGGAGGUGGCCCGAGCUCCGAUGAGAGAUUUCAAGGAAUGGGCUGCUAUCAAAAUUCAAACCGCAUUCCGUGGAUUUCUGGCAAGGAGAGCACUGAGAGCAUUGAAAGGAGUGGUGAGGCUUCAAGCGCUGGUGAGAGGACAGCAGGUGAGGAAACAAGCGGCGGUGACGCUGAGAUGCAUGCAAGCGCUUGUGAGAGUGCAAGCGCGCGUGCGCGCUCGCCAUGCGCGCAUGUCCGCCGAGGGCCAAGCUGUGCUUGAGAUGCUCCAAGCUCGCCAUAACUCCAUGGAUGAUGCCUUGAAGCAAGCUGAGGAGGGAUGGUGUGAUAGUCAAGGGACAUUGGAGGAAGUGAGAGAAAAGCUGGAGAAGAGGAAUGAGGGAGCUAAGAAGAGGGAAAGAACAAUGGCUUAUGCUCUUUCUCAACAGCAAAGGAGGGCAAGUAAAACAUGCACAAGUGUGAGGAAUGAAGUUGAGGAGAAUUACUGGGGAUGGAACUGGUUGGAAAGGUGGAUGGCAGCAAAGCCAUGGGAAAACAGGUUGACGGAAAAGAGUAGUAGCCAGAUUGAUCAAUCUGGGGAUAUGUUUUGUUUGAAGAAUUUGGAUUUUGAAACUCCUUGUUCAGUAAAUAUCAAAAAGAAUAAUGUGAGUACAAGGAUUUCUGCAAUACCAAGCUCCAUGGAUGAGGAAUCGGUGGCGUCGAUGAGUAAAUUUAAUCGAAGACCAAACUAUAUGAAUUGCACUAAAUCAAUGAAGGCCAAACAGAGAACAAGGAGUAGACAAUGUUCAAUGGAUCUUUCUUUCUCUGGUUUGGUUUCAUCUGCUAAACUCUUGAAUGGAAUGCAAUGGAAUGAGAAGCUUACCAGAAGUUUGAACAAUUAGUUUGAGGUGGUAAUUGUGUAUUGUUUGUUAGGGAUUGGCAUCAUGUUGUUGUGAC
This is a messenger RNA of Dioscorea cayenensis subsp. rotundata (Guinea yam), 1230 nucleotides long. Its product is annotated as protein IQ-DOMAIN 1-like. The record is from RefSeq and is a predicted model, not a curated record. The coding region runs from base 129 to 1175 and encodes 348 amino acids. NCBI's taxonomy places the organism in Eukaryota, Viridiplantae, Streptophyta, Magnoliopsida, Dioscoreales, Dioscoreaceae. Gene Ontology annotation, molecular function: protein binding. The transcript is spliced from 5 exons.